Molecule: messenger RNA, 1491 nt
Organism: Symbiodinium necroappetens
Lineage: Eukaryota; Dinophyceae; Suessiales; Symbiodiniaceae
Source: the annotation of a GenBank genome assembly
AUGGUGGUCUUCGAGCGUCGGAAAGAGUUUACGCUCGCCUUGGGCGCCGGCGCCACCUUGUUGUUGGCAGCCAAGCUUUGGCUCCGGAAGCGCGUUUCGGCUCGUGACCGGUUCGAGGAGGUGCCAAACUCCUGGUUUCACAGCGUCCAGUCACAGCUUGGCCCGGCGAACCGGCGUGUGGUGGAGAAGCUGGAGGAGUGGUCGGAGAAGCAUGGCAAGGAGGGCUUCUUCGAGAUGAAUCUGGCUGGUUCUCGCAUCCUGGUCUGCUGCACCUGGGAGAAGGCCCAGCCCAUCCUCGCUCUACGCCCUUACAAGAUGAUUCAGAGCUCUACGCUGUCCAAGUGCGAGGACAUUUUGGCAGGCCUGGUCUUUUCUGAAGGGAAGAAGUGGCAGCGUGAGCGUCGACUGAUUGCUCCAGUUUUCAAUGCCAAGAACAUGGAGAGUUACAUUCCUGCUGUCGAGCACGUCACACAGCAACUCCUGACCGAACUGGACAAAGACAUGUCUGCACAGGGGUCGGCCAACCUCACCGAGCUGCUGUUAUUUUUUGGUGCUGAUGUGUUUAGCAAGACAUCCCUUGGGGAGGACUUGAGGGCCUUGGAGAGUCGCACAUGUAAAGUUUUCGCAGACGUAAAAGCUCUUUCCCUGGCAUUCCGGCGACGGCUCAUGUGGAGGCUGCCUUACUGGAAGAUUCCUUGGCUCGCACGCUGGAUUGACAGCGGUGCAGAUGCCUCGGAGCGCAUGCACGAAACACUGGAGGAGACUAUGCGAAAGGCGAGAGCUUCAGGCAACACGAAAAGCACCAUUGGGCAGAAGCUGACAGAGAUGGUGGGUGACAGGUUCAGUCGUAGGGAGCUGCUGGACAACUUGACACUGCUGUUCAUGGGAGGGGCAGAAACGACGAGCACCGUCUUAGGCUGGGCCUUCUAUCAUCUGGCGAGGGACCAGGAGCUCCAGGAGCAAGUGGCCAAAGAGGUCACAGACCUUCCGCUUCCGGAUGGGACGACGUUCCUCUCUUUCGCUCAGCUGAAGUCUUUGCUAUGGGUACAGGCGGUGUGGUUAGAAGCCCUCCGCUGCCACGGACCAGCUGGUUACAUGCCUCUGGAAGCCGCCGAGCAGCUCACACUUCUGGGUCGCAAGGUGCCGGCAGGAACAUCCGUCUGGAUCGCAACGCGCAACAUUCUCAUGAACGACCCGGAGGUCACAAAGAGGCUUGGGGAUGACUUGCACCUCUAUCGUCCCUCCCGUUGGCUUGGGAAGGAGGGUAUCUUCGACUUCGCCCCCUUUAACGACCUGGGCUAUGGACAUGGACCCCGGAUCUGCGUCGGCAUGCCGCUAGCCAACUACGAGGCCCAACUCGUCAUCGCCCGGGUGAUCCAGCUCUUUGUCCUCGACUGGGGGAAGAAGGCGCCACUCGAGCAGUUUACCUACGGCAUCACCUGCAACAUGCCUUCCGAAGCCGUCUCCAUCAACCUCCGCCACCGCAAUUAA